Molecule: messenger RNA, 830 nt
Organism: Hevea brasiliensis (rubber tree)
Lineage: Eukaryota; Viridiplantae; Streptophyta; Magnoliopsida; Malpighiales; Euphorbiaceae
Product: putative H/ACA ribonucleoprotein complex subunit 1-like protein 1
Exons: 4
Coding region: 116-700 (194 amino acids)
Biological process (GO): ribosome biogenesis; snoRNA guided rRNA pseudouridine synthesis
Cellular component (GO): box H/ACA snoRNP complex
Molecular function (GO): box H/ACA snoRNA binding
Source: RefSeq, a predicted model, not a curated record
ACCCUAGCAGUUGAACAAAACCCCAGGGUAUCUCACCUCGCUUCGCUUACUCUGCUGCGACCAAGAAACCUCCUGCUCUUCUUUUCCAUUCUAACUCUUGCCAAUACAGUGAACUAUGAGGCCGCCUAGAGGUGGCGGUUUUAGGGGGGGUAGAGACGGGGGACGCGGUGGUCGCGGCGGCGGUUCUCGUGGUCGCGGUUUUGGCGGUCGCGGUGGUGGUGGUGGGUUUCGUGACGAGGGACCUCCUUCUGAAGUCGUCGAAGUUUCCACUUUUCUUCAUGCCUGUGAGGGUGAUGCUGUGACAAAGCUCACCAAUGAGAAAAUACCAUACUUCAAUGCCCCAAUCUUUCUACAAAACAAGACCCAGAUAGGGAAAGUUGACGAAAUCUUUGGUCCCAUCAAUGAAUCUUAUUUUUCUAUUAAAAUGAUGGAAGGCAUUGUGGCAACUUCAUAUUCGCCUGGGGACAAAUUCUACAUUGAUCCAAAUAAGCUUUUACCUCUUGCAAGAUUUCUUCCGCAACCAAAGGGACAGGCACAAGCUGCUGCAAGAGGUGGUCGUGGAGGCAGCAGAGGUGGCGGUAGAGGUGGUGGCCGAGGAGGUGGUGGCUUUCGUGGAAGGGGGGGUCCAAGAGGCGGUAGAGGUGGACCUCCUAGAGGAGGUGCCCGUGGUGGUGGCUUUAGGGGCCGAGGGAGGUCAUAGAAGAAUUUUGUGUAAUAUUAUUGUGCUUUUAUCCAUGAAAGGUUUUGUUUUAUGGUGCAAUGGACAAACAACAAUCAAUGUUUGGAUAAUAAUUUGAACUUUGUUGUUGAAGAAGUGAAUUUUUGUUACA